UAACUCGCAGCGCAAUCAAAUCGAUUGGCAUGUGUCAGGCAGAAGCUGAACCCACUUGAUCAAAUCUGAGAGGCGGACAUCCAUCAACGUCUCAGGAUAUCACUCACAGGAACAGUUCAACUAACCGUACAAGGAGGAAAUUUAAAAUCAACUUUUCUCCGUUAAGAUGUCCAACUCGGGAGGUCGCAGGCUGAAGCAGUGGCUGGUGGAGCAGAUCCAGAGCGGGCAGUACUCCGGACUGCAGUGGGAGGAUGAGAGUCGCACCAUGUUCCGAAUUCCAUGGAAACACGCAGGGAAGCAGGAUUACAACCAAGAAGUAGACGCGUCCAUUUUUAAGGCUUGGGCUGUGUUUAAAGGCAAGUUUAAGGAGGGGGAAAAGGCUGAGCCCGCAACAUGGAAGACCAGACUCCGCUGUGCCCUGAAUAAAAGCCCUGACUUCGAUGAGGUGACAGAAAGGUCACAACUGGACAUCUCUGAGCCCUAUAAAGUGUACCGGAUUGUACCUGAGGAAGAGCAGAAGAAUGGCAAAAGCUCAGUAAUGACCAUGACGGCUACCAUCAGCUCUGUGGAUAUCCCUGACAUGGACUGCAGCCCUGCAGCGAUAGAGGAGCUCAUUAAAGAGGAGGAAGGCUGCAGCAUACAGGCCAGUCCUGAGUAUUGGUCCCACGGCAACAUCAAUGCUUUCCCUCUGCAUCAGGACCCUUUGCCAUCAAGCAACGUCAGCUCAGCUUUCUCCCAGAUGAUGAUCAGUUUCUACUACGGAGGAAAACUGAUGAACACCACGUCUGUCACUUAUCCCGAAGGCUGCCGCAUCUCCCCACAGCAGCACCUUGGUCGUGGAGUUCUAUACAGUUCAGACAGCAUGCAGAGUGUUCAUUUCCCCUCUGCUGAGCUCAUAGAGUAUGACCGCCAGCGCCAUGUCACGCAUAAGCUCCUGGGCCACCUGGAGAGAGGCGUGCUGGUACGUGCCAACCAGGACGGCAUCUUCAUCAAAAGGUUGUGCCAGAGCCGAGUCUUCUGGAGCGGGCUGGGAGCGGGGGGCUCGCAAUACAAUCCCAUGCCUUCGAAACUUGAGAGGGACGCUGUCGUCAAGAUUUUUGACACUGAAAAGUUUCUUCAAGCUCUGCAGCUGUACCAGGAGGGGCAGUUUCCUGCUCCCGACCCGGCAGUGACUCUGUGUUUUGGUGAGGAGCUGCAUGAUCUGAGCAACGCCAAGAGCAAACUGAUCAUUGUGCAGAUCACAAUGGUCAACUGCCAGCACCUGCUGGAGGCAGUGAACGUGCGUCGACCGCAGCCCUACUGCAACAACUCACACCUGGACAUGUCUGAUUCCGCGGCCAGUGACCAGAUGGCUCGCAUCUACCAGGACCUGUGCAGCUACAGCGGCCCCCAGAAGUCCGCCUGCUACAGGGACAACGUGCCCAUCACUGCCUGAACUGUGAGCAGCAACGUGCUUGGAACACACCUUUUAUAGACAUUUGUUUUCCUAGCGUACUCUGAAGGGAAUUUAGGUAUUCCGGUUAGUUUUGACUCUUUAGGUUCAUACCAAUCACAUUGUAGACAUGCGUAAGGAGUAGUAAAGCUCGAAAUGUAGGAUUUCUCUAUUAUUUGUUUAUCUGUUUUUGUAUAUACAGUGCUAAUACACGCUGCGUCUAACUUCUUCUUUUUUAUCAUAAGAAAUAGUAAUCAUGUUAUCAUCCAGCUCACGAGAAAAUGUGAUAUAUUUUUAUAUGGUACACACAACUCAAGAACAGAUUGGUGUUAAAUGAUGGAGAUGGAUAUUCUUUCAGAAAUUUUUCGAUUCUUUUGAAAUAUUUGUAUGACUUGAUAAAAUCUUUUGGACUUUUCAAUGCAAUGUUUUUUUGCAUUACAGAUAGGUUUUACUAUCAAUAUUUUGUAUGAUCUGCAUUUCUAGUAAAACUAAGUUUGUACUAAACUGCACGGGCUCGUCUGUAAAUAAUGUUAUUUUCUGUUUGUUUUUUUACCAAUGCUAAAUGUUUACCAUGAUAGACAUAGGAUCAAAGCUCAAUAACCACAUAUAACAUAACCAGGUAGUCAUUUCAACCAUUUCAUUGAUCUGUAAAAAUAAAUUAAAUCAACAUGUGGAACUUG
Gasterosteus aculeatus aculeatus (three-spined stickleback) is the source of this 2112-nucleotide messenger RNA. It is a transcript of the gene irf8, whose product is annotated as interferon regulatory factor 8. The record is from RefSeq and is a predicted model, not a curated record. NCBI's taxonomy places the organism in Eukaryota, Metazoa, Chordata, Actinopteri, Perciformes, Gasterosteidae. Gene Ontology annotation, molecular function: protein binding; RNA polymerase II cis-regulatory region sequence-specific DNA binding; DNA-binding transcription factor activity, RNA polymerase II-specific. Gene Ontology annotation, biological process: immune system process; regulation of transcription by RNA polymerase II. Gene Ontology annotation, cellular component: nucleus.